AUGCCAAUCCAUACUCCCCAGCGUGUCGCUCGCUCGUUGACGCGUUUUGGUCGUCCGCCCCCGAUACGAAAACCACUGAAACGCGACUGGAGAACGCGUUUGCCCAUUCCGCAUGUUAAUAUCAUUGGGCGUGAAUACUCUCCAAAUCGACUUGAAGACUACUACUACUCUUCGGUUCAAGACAAUGCGAUGUAUAUGACCUACAUUCACGAAGCCGGGCCUCGCCCACCGCCGCGACAAAUACGAUUAACACACGACCCAACAAAUCCAUACUCUAAAUUCCGUCAAAAUCCUCCGGUGGGAGGUAGCCAACGAGGCAAACUUCCGCCACCACCAGAUACACCCGAAAAUGUGAUUCGGCUAGAGAAGAUUGUGCUGCAUUCCUUCAUGAAGCAAGCUAUCGCGAGCAGGUCGAAUUUACUGGGUCUCAUAAUGGCCAUGCGAGCAUUGACGGGAGAAACAGAAAAGGGUGCGGGCAGGCAUAAGGUUGGCGGAGUCCAAGUGGUCUAUGGCAAAAAAUCGGUGGGUGGGUGGAUUCGACCGAACAUUCCCGUUGGCGUCAAGGUUGAGCUCAAAGGUACCCCAAUGUACGACUUUCUGGCGCACCUCGUCGAAUUUGUCCUUCCGCGACUAAAGGACUUUCCCGGAAUUAUUCUCCCUCCCGCCGGGGCUUCAGAAAAUAGCCCCAGUGCUGUUUCUGGCGUCGUAUCAAUGGGCUUGGAGCCCGCAGCGAUGGCCUUUUUCCCACAAAUAGAGGUCAACGUUGACGCAUAUCCAAAAACCUAUGGAAUGCAUAUCCAUUUCGUGACAAAUGCUACUGGUGUGGGGGCAGAAAACCGGGCGCGUGCAUUAUUGUCAGCAUUUCAACUACCAUUCACUCGGCGAUAA
Mycena indigotica is the source of this 888-nucleotide messenger RNA. RefSeq names its product 60S ribosomal protein L7. Bases 1 to 888 code for a protein of 295 amino acids. Gene Ontology annotation, molecular function: structural constituent of ribosome; RNA binding. The record is from RefSeq and is a predicted model, not a curated record. Gene Ontology annotation, biological process: translation. The transcript has 2 exons. Gene Ontology annotation, cellular component: ribosome; cytosolic large ribosomal subunit. Lineage: Eukaryota; Fungi; Basidiomycota; Agaricomycetes; Agaricales; Mycenaceae.